Messenger RNA from Grus americana (Whooping crane), 7605 nucleotides. RefSeq names its product GID complex subunit 8 homolog (gene GID8). Gene Ontology annotation, molecular function: protein binding. Gene Ontology annotation, cellular component: cytoplasm; nucleus. Gene Ontology annotation, biological process: positive regulation of canonical Wnt signaling pathway; proteasome-mediated ubiquitin-dependent protein catabolic process. Bases 3262 to 3948 code for a protein of 228 amino acids. The transcript has 5 exons. Lineage: Eukaryota; Metazoa; Chordata; Aves; Gruiformes; Gruidae. The record is from RefSeq and is a predicted model, not a curated record.
AAAGACUAGGCAAACACAGAGAAAUGCUUUACUGAGGGUUAAUCAUAUUCACAGAAAUAAAGCAAUCCUCUUCCCUACCAGCUGACAGGAACUUGCAGAUUUUUUUCCCCCCUCCAAUUCUAUGUAAACUCGCCUCCCUUUCUUUUCAUCUCAAUUUUGUAGUCUUGCCCAAAAUUCCAACUUUCCAUGUCACUACUGCCCUCAUUACUCUAAGAUUCAUAGAAUCACUAAGGUUGGAAAGGACCUCUAAGAUCAUCAAGUCCAACUGUCAAGGACUUGUAGGACUGUGGCAUACUGAAGCCACGGGAUAGUUUCCCAAGGGCAAAGUAGUUUGUUCCCAUGCCUUUUCAUCCAACUUUGGACUCACAGAAGUAUCCUGCAAGGUUUUCACUGAGUAAUAAAAGAAAGGUUUGGUUCCAACUUCGGGGAGAAUGUGAUGUUUUUUUAACAGAAGUUAGGCUUUAGUGCUAGCAAGAGGACAAAUGAUGUAGGAAGCUUUUGCCCUGAAUUGCUGCACAGCUUUCUAUCUUCCUACUCCCUUCUGAAUUUUGUGAGGUUUAACAAAGAAAAGCCAUGCAAGGUUGCCAUUUCCAAAUCCUUGAGUAUUCCAGACUAUGAAGUGCAGGGAACAUACACGUUCUCUUCACUAAAGACAGCAGCAGGUAUUAUACAUAGGAUGAUUAAAACAUUUAUUUAGUGAGAUACAAGUUAAAAAGAGGGAAAUACAGAUGGUGACUAGGCAGCUGUCUAUCAGGAAAGACUUGGUAUAAAAUAGGUGUCAUUUAUUAGUUGAGAUACUGCUCAGUCCCCCAGACAUGCAGAGCUUUCACUGCACCCAGAAAGAGAAGGGGGGGGGGGGGGAAAGGCCUGUGUCAAGAUAAAGGAAUAAUAGCUUUAUAAGUUUUUAUAUACUUAGGAUUUUAUCACAUUGGGCUAGUGCUGCCAUCAAAAAAAGCGUCACUACAAGUAGUACUAUUUAGUGUUAUUUAACCAAAAAAACAAAGUUACUUUGUUUUCAGAAUCGGUAAGAAAAUGCUUCAAUAGUAACAUUCAAAAUGUGUUUGUUGCAACUAAAGCAGUUAUAAAGCCUCUUCUCUCCAAUGAAAGCUCAGUUUCAAAAAAGGUUUGACCUCCCCAGAAAUAUCAAAAAGCUAGGGAAAGUAUAUGAAAGGGAAAAAGACAAGAACACAGCUGGCCAUGAUAUUCUGCACAGAAAUAUUACAAACUUCUUUUUGUUAACAUUACAGUCAGAAAAAACACCAGCUCCUAAAAAUAUUAAAAACCACAGCAACAAACCAACCAUUUUUCAUGACACACAAACUCACUACUCAGGAGCUGCUUUUAGCUCAUUUUUACUUUCCUUUAGCUCAGGGACAACGAAGGGCUAAAGAGGAAUUUCUGCUGCAGUUGGUUGAACAUCCCAACCCGUGACAGAACAGGUGUCAGCACCACACAAUCAGCUGGUGCCAAACAGCACCUCACACACGUUUUACCUUACUCGUUUAAUACAUCAUUCUACUUAUUAGAAAGCAACACCACCUAUCCUUUACCUGCCAACAGCAGUGGUGGUGGUGUGAAUUACGCUCUGUUGCCUCCUCUCUGCUCGGGGUGUGUUUCCCUCUAUAGAAAAGUCAGGAAACCCUCCUAGAGAGGGGCUUCUUGCUGCUCCCUCCCUCUUUAUGGAAAUGCCUCCUGAGAAACUCCACCUUUUAGGGAGGAGCUGGCAAGAACCCGACAGGUCAGCUAAGCCAAAGAGAGGUUUGCAAGCCACUUCGAAAACAGAGUCUGAACGUUUGUGUUUCCCAAUGACUCAGAAUGAUUUGGAUUAGUUUUUAAAUGAAAGCCUGAGGAAGAGCCCUCUCCAGUCAAUAGGAAUACUUGUCACACUGUAGCUUUCUUUGUCAUGUGGCUAACAACUAAGGGCAUAUAUUACUAAGUAUUUGUCCAAAAUUCUGCAUUGUUUAUAAACUUGGAGGUUUGUUUGGGAAAAUAAGUUAAAAUAAUAAAUUGUUGAUUACAUCAUAUAUUUUCUCCAUUCCAAUGUAGGGAAAAUUGUAAUGAGAGUUUUGGAGGCUGUGCUUUAUGACACAGUUAUGAAACCAAGAGUGGAAAAUGAGUAAUUGCACCCAUAGUCCCACUCUGUGGAAGCGAAACAUUUUUCUGAGGAGUAUCAUUUGCAGCAAUUCACGCACAAAAGUUUGCCUCUUAAGCCUGCUCUGCAUUUAAGUAUACAAAUCGAGGUGUUGUCUUGGCUCUUUCAUGGAGUGCUGUACGCAUCCCCACUGGAUCCAGCUGCAGCGAGUUACUGACCCUCCUCAGCAGCCCGUACAGAUUCUGGCAGAUGCCAGGCCCAGCCCUCAGCCGGGGCAGCUGGCAGCGCAGGGCGGUACAGAGGCGCCUGCAGCUACUCCCACUCCCUUCCCAUUAGCCUGGCAGGGCCAACGCUGCCGGUAGCAGUUCAAGCUGCCACAGCCGGCCCAUGCCAAGCAAGGCUCUACAGCAACACUGCGACCGCAGACCCCGCUACGCCCGUGUAGGCACUGUUACACCCUCACAUGGCGGUGCCUGUGCACACCCCACCGGAGCAGGGACCGGACCAGCCCAUCAGCCAAUUUCUGCCUUGGUUGUUACCACCAGGGCCGGUGUCCCUCUCCCAAGGAGGUCCAUGCUGUCACCCCAGACGUUAUAACACGUCAGGGAAGGAUGUGAGCCACAGAGCAGCUGCGACAGCUCCCGGCAGAGGUGGCCCGACCGCUGAGGGAGGCAGCAUGGCAGAGCAGCACAGGCUCUGCCCCGACACCUGCCCCGCGGCCCUGAGCGCAGACAGGGAAGAGACGAGACCUGGCGCUCAACCCUGCUCGGCGCAGCGGCCCCGCUGCCUGCGGUGACCCCAUCCCCGCGGGCUGGCCUGAGGCGGCAGAGCAGCCAUCUUGCAGCGCGGCUCGCCCCGCGCCUCAGUCGUCGCCGCGCCUCGGCGGCCCUGGCGGGAUCGCGGCCAACCUCUGUGGUACUGAGGCGCCGCCACCCCAGGCCUUCUCUAUGGUACCAACUGCCCGCUGUUGGGUGUACCUGCACGGACAGACAUACACUCUGUCCCGAAGGCCGACUCUAUGGUCACGUUUUCUCGUCCCUCUCCGGGCGUUGAUUGGCCGAGAGGACGGUUCUCGCGAGAUCCGCGCGCGAGCGGCCUGGCGGAGGCGGUGGAGGGGCCCGCGUUCGUGCGUCGGAGCCGGCACCGCGGCGCGCUCGUAAGAGUCCAGGAUGAGUUAUGCAGAAAAACCUGAUGAAAUCACGAAAGAUGAAUGGAUGGAAAAACUUAAUAACUUGCAUAUCCAGAGAGCAGACAUGAACCGCCUUAUCAUGAACUACCUUGUUACAGAGGGCUUUAAAGAAGCAGCAGAGAAAUUUCGUAUGGAGUCUGGAAUUGAACCCAGUGUUGAUUUAGAGACUCUCGAUGAAAGAAUAAAAAUUCGAGAAAUGAUAUUGAAAGGACAGAUUCAAGAAGCCAUUGCGUUAAUAAACAGCCUCCAUCCAGAAUUGUUAGAUACAAACAGAUAUCUUUACUUUCAUUUGCAGCAGCAGCAUUUGAUUGAACUGAUUCGGCAGCGUGAGACAGAAGCAGCUCUGGAAUUUGCUCAGACCCAAUUAGCAGAACAAGGCGAGGAGAGCAGGGAAUGCCUGACAGAAAUGGAGCGUACGCUGGCUUUGCUUGCCUUUGAUAAUCCUGAAGAAUCACCAUUUGGAGACUUGCUUAACAUGAUGCAGCGACAGAAGGUAUGGAGUGAGGUUAAUCAAGCUGUUCUAGACUAUGAAAAUCGUGAAUCAACACCCAAGUUGGCGAAAUUACUGAAACUACUACUAUGGGCUCAGAAUGAGCUGGACCAGAAGAAAGUGAAAUAUCCCAAAAUGACAGACCUCAGCAAGGGGACGAUUGAAGAACCCAAGUAAAAUGUGUGCAGAUGGACAUCAAACAAUCUUACUACUGCACAGUAUACAUUUAUAUCAGUCUGUGACUGAAAUAUUUUUACUACAGUACAGCACUCAAUUCAGAUUUUUCAAUGAACAUCUAAUUUGAAGGGAGAAAAGUCCCUCUUAAAUGCUGCAAAAACUGCAUUGAAAGGCGCUGUAUCUCUUUGAAAGUCUGACUUAGGCUAUGCACUAUAAUACAUUUUUAAAAAACAAUUAAACAGGACAGGAAAAAUAGCAUUUUUAAAAGUACAGAACUCAAGCUUUCUAAUUGGCUACUGAUGCCUAGUUUAGUGGCCAGUGAGUUAAUAUGGAGUUAUAUUGGCAACUAUUCAGUUAAGUUUAACUGUCUCCUGUUUGAAAUGUGUAUAUAGAACAGUGAAUAUUUUCUACCUUUAAGUUAUAGCCAGAUAUACAUUCCCCUUAAAAGUAACUCGUCAAGUUUUCAUCUAUAAACUUUACAGUAAGGUCAACCUUUUGCUUAGGAAAUAGUGUACAAACUUGUAAAUCAUAAUUUAAGGACUUUUUUUUUUUUUUCCUGGUUUCUGACUUUUUGGUGCUUUAUAUGGUGAGAGCUAUGUUCAUAAUGGAUCAGUGACCCAUCUUUUCAGGAGGAGUAUUUUUGGAAAUAAGGGUUUUUUCUUAAUUUUCAUGGAUGACCAAAAUGGCCCCCAGAGGCAUUUGAGGGUUUUUGUUAACAGGGGCCUUUCCCCCCCUAUAUUAAAUUUGCAGCUGUAGCACUGCAGUGAUUCUACUAAAGCUUGGAAGGCCACUGGAUGUUUUUAAGCUGAAAGACAUGCUUGUGUUGGGAAAUUAACUGUGGGGGAGAAAUGCUCAUUGAAGCCUCUGAUGCAUCAUCUUGUGCAGGAUCUGCCUUUAUGCUUGCUGAAUAAGAAUUGUAGUUUUAGAGCUCCUUGGGCUGUUUUAAUGCCUUGAGCUGAGCACGGCAGGGCUGUCUAAAACCAGAAAUUUCCAUUUUUUCAAUUCUUCCAUACCUUUCUGAAGAGAUGCAGUUCAUCUUCACUUGUAUUUGUUUACUGACUGUCCUCACUCCAGUUAGGAUUAUAGUUUUAAUGUUUUACAUGUGAAGUCCAGACUUUCAAGUCAACAAAUUGUAAUCUUCUGGGUAUGGGAUGUUCUGGUCGACUCAGUUUUGCAGCACUGUACACUGGUAUAUAUCCAGUGGUAGUAAGCACUAAUCUUGCCAAAUCGAUCUCUAGAUUUUUAGGUCCGUAUAUCAAGUUAUUACUGAUAUAUCAAGUUAUUUGCUGAACAAAGACCGAGCUGAUGGGUGAAAUAGCUUAACAUCAUGAGACACUGGCAGUUGUCACACCAGUCCCAUACUGUACAUAAUCUAGUCUUGUAUGGUAGAUAUUACCCUGUAGAAUGAAACUUAGUUUUCACUUAAUUUUACUGGAAUACUUACGCAUUAAACUGUAUAAAGCUUUGCAGAUACACCUGACUUACGGAAACUAACAAAACCUGUUACUGAUUGCAUUACUGUGAACACUGUUUACUUGUGUAGCUAUUUUUUGUGGGGGGAAACCAUUGUUAAGCAGCUAUUAGAGAUGCAGAGCGCCAAGGUUAAGCUAGAUGAUGGAUAUUACAAAAUGAUUUGUUCCCAUUUAUUAUUGAUUGUUCUGUUCUCCACUUUGAGGCAUUUGUGGUACGGAGGUCUUAAAGUUUAUACAUAACAAACAAGCUAUUAGUAGCCCCCCAACUACAACAGGGCUCUGUCUUUCCUUCGCCCAGGCUGGUUAUUCUAACACCAAACUUUUAACAGUUGUGGGUUAGGUUUUUUUAAUUUUUUUUUUCUUUUUCCAGUCGGUUGAUGUCUGAAAACCAUGUAUAACUUUUAGUUUGUGAGAAACUGUAUGGUUAAUGUAACUUGGUUUAAUAACAAACUGCAGAAACAAAACUGGAAUAGCUCUAAUUUCUUCAUAUAUGACUGAUCAGCUUUUCCUCUGUUCUGACACUUGUGUUGUUAAAUCUCAUCUAAAGCUUCUCCCAGAUGAAGUGGAAAGUGUUGCGUUUUUGUGGCAUGACUAGCAUUUUUCUCCAUGAGAAAUGCAGUAUUACAGUCCUGGUUGAGAAGUUCACUGUACUUCUAGAAUGCUACAUUAAUUUCAUAUAGUAUUUGGGCAAAGAUUGAGCAUAGAUUACUUGAAUUUUCACUAGCUUGUUUGUUGUUUUUUUUCCAUUAAAAAUAAACAAGUUUUUUAAAGGGUUUAAUAUAAAAUUAGUAUAGAACUAUUUCACUUUGUUUUUAUGAACAUGCCACAUUGAUAAGCAGCUUUAAUCUGUAAAGUUUUUGGUAACUGCAAGAAAAUAUUCGAAAGCUAUGCAUUUUAGAGAAAGCGUAAAGGUAGUGAUAAUGGUACUUCUAAGGAUCUUUAUAUUAGUGUAUAUAAAAUAGUUUGCAUAUACAAAUAUAAUAUAUAAUCUGUUUGAAAUAUUCUUGAAUGGUAGGGGCUGUGAAACAUAUUAUAAUUUAUGGAAAUAUUGUACACAGUAAACAGACCUCUCAGUACACGAAUGAACUUUUGUCAUAUGCAUGAGAAAUGUCUUAUUUGGUGACUACUAAUGAAUGGGAUUUUGUUAACCCAUUUUUGUUAGAUAACCACUUUAACAGAUAUUAUUAAAUGCCACUUUGAUCAGUUUGCUUUAGUGUAAAAAUACAUAUUUUGUUCCACUUAAUUUAGAACAAUAUGAAAAUAACUUUUGUAAGAAGAUUUGUUCCAAACUCAACAGUGGCAAACAAAUCUGGUAAUUAAACGUCGUACACUACACUCAUUCCUCCCCCAACCUCUCCUUUGUUGAAAGCAAAUAAGAUUUUUUUUUUUUGUGAAUGCUAUGGGCAUGAAGAAAUUGGGUUGUAAAAUAACCUGUCUCGUCUGCCUCUGCAGAAAGGCUGUAUAUCAAGUGUGGUUUUGAUGAGGCUACAAACCUCUCUCUUUUUCCAAAACCUAUCACCUCCCUAAUAAUUGUUGUCUUCGCUGUUGCCAUGUUUCUUUUCUGCCUGUCAAAUCUAAGCUAAGCUGUGGUUGCUUCUGUUGUACAAUGGAGUUGUUUGUGAAGGGUGGGGGGCGGCAGGUUUCCAUGAAGAUGAAGUACUGGUGGUACUUCCUGAGAAAUACUUACUGACCCGUUUAAUUUUAUAUAGCUAGAAAAAGAGAGGCCACUGCACAGAAACUAACAGAAUUUUAAGUAAAGCAUUUCCUCUCAAGACUUUUGAAGAGGCAAAUAUAUACAGCUUGAAAUCAGGUGAAGUACCUCUCUCUAAGAUGAUUUCAUUGAAACGCUUUCAGCUCCUUCCACCCGCAUUAGAAGAAAAAUUGAAAUUAAAGUGGAGUGAAUGCUACAUGCUUAUGUAGCAUUGAAGGUGUGUGAAAUUACCUGGAAAGAAUUCUGUCUCCUUUCCACUCCUUGUACAUAUAGGGGAAGCCAUUACAUUAUUCUAGGAUGAUUUUAUUGUUUUUAAUUUGUAAAAUUUAUGCUUUGUAUGCUUGAGUAUAAGCUUAAAAGCAUUACUUAAAAAAAAAAAUAUCCUUGACUAGUAGAUGAGUGUUGCUCAACUUAUUUCAAACCACUUUCUGUCCAAGUUUGUUACGAAGCUUAUUAAAUUGAGUUGGAGCGUGA